CACGAUGAUCGUGUCCUGGAUCUCGCGUUCUCACCGGACGGCCGACACCUCGCGUCCGCAGGUGAAGAUGGGAAGGUCGCAAUCUGGGACAUUAGCAGCAACCCACACCAAGUCGCCUCUCUCGAGGGUCACAACAGUGACCCCCUCACAGCCGCAUUCAGUCGCUCGAGCACACGCGUCGCUGUUGGAUACAAGAAUGGGACGAUCCGCGUUUGGGACAUGGCGACUAGACGGGAGCAUUUGUCCUUGAAGGCGCACAAGGUUAGGGUCGUCGAUGUGGCCUUUUCGCCGGAUGAUCGGCUGCUGCUCUCGGCGUCGGACGACCACACGAUGGGGGUAUGGAAUGCGCGCACAGGUGCCAUGCUCCGGUCUCUCAAGGGACACGAGGACUGGGUAUACCAGGCGCACUUCUCCCCGUGUGGGAAGUACAUCGCCUCUGCAUCUUGCGACAACACAGUGCGGGUGUGGAGGACGAGCGAUGGAUCGUGCCUAACGGCACUUGACUACCACGGUGACUGGGUCCAACACGUUGCAUUCACCCCAGACGGGGCGAUGCGGUGGGUAGCGACGGCCUCCUGGGAUUCCACCAUCAUGCUCUGGAAUGCCCGAGAUGCAUGUAUCUCGCAAGAGUGGUUCGCCCAUGACAGAGAGGUCCGGGAGCUCGCAUUCUCCCCAGACAAUCGAUACAUCGCGUCCGCAGGUGGAGACCGGACGGUCGCCAUCUGGGACAUUACUCGUAGCUCACACCAAGUUGCCACCCUCGAAGGUCACCCGGACAUCGUCGAAGGCUGCGCGUGGUCCAGCGACGGCACCCGCAUUGCAUCCCGAGACGUCGACAGCAAUAUACGGCUCUGGGAUGGACGGUCAUUCCGACCGAUACCACUUGACGGCACCAACACGACAACACACAUCAAGCCUCUAUUCUCUCCCGACACCGCAUUCAGUCGCUCGAGUACACACGUCGCUGUUGGAUAUCAAAAUGGGAAGAUCCGCAUUUGGGACCUCACAACCACGCAGGACCCUCUGCUCUGGAAGGCGCACAAGGAUAGGGUCCUUGAUGUCGCCUUUUCCCCGGACGGUCAGCUGCUGCUCUCAACGUCGGACGAGAAGACGAUGAAGAUAUGGGACGCACACACUGUGACACACCCGUUUGAGGGGCACGAUCAUCGGGUGCAGAAGGCGUGCUUCUCCCCGUGUGGGAAGUAUAUCGCCUCUGCAUCUAUGAACGAGACGGUGAGGGUGUGGAGGACGAGCGAUGGUUCAUGCUUGGCGACGCUUUCCGAUCACGGUCCUUGGGUCACCCAUGUUGCGUUUACUCCGGACGGGACUAUGUUGUGGUCUGCUGCAAGAAAUGGGACUGUCUUGGGUCGUCGAUUGCAGGAUGUCAUCCCGAACAAAUUCAAAUCUUGA
This is a messenger RNA of Dichomitus squalens LYAD-421 SS1, 1410 nucleotides long. Its product is annotated as HET-E. The transcript is spliced from 5 exons. Gene Ontology annotation, molecular function: protein binding. Lineage: Eukaryota; Fungi; Basidiomycota; Agaricomycetes; Polyporales; Polyporaceae. The annotation marks the transcript as partial. The record is from RefSeq and is a predicted model, not a curated record.